AUGAGAGUUUCCCUUUCUCACAAGGUGGACUAUGACUAUCUGGAAAGUGGGUUGAUAUUCGCACAGCCUUGCAAACCCAUUAUUAUAGGCCAUUUCAACAGCAUCUUCAUCCCCAUCAUCUACUCGCUUGUGUUUGUGCUGGGAGUGUUCGGAAAUGGUGCUCUGAUCUUCAUCAUCGCCCGGUACAAAUACUCCAGGACUCUCACCGACUCCUUCAUCCUGCAUUUGGCCAUCGCCGACUUCGUCCUGGUCCUCACCCUCCCCUUUUGGAUGGUGGAGGCGGUCAGUGGUUGGCUGUUUGGGGUCGGAAUGUGCAAAGUCAUGGGCUGGAUCUUCGCCCUGAACCUGUACAGCAGCAUCCUGUUCCUGGUCUGCAUCAGCUUCGACCGCUACCUCGCCAUCGUCCACGCCAUCCACAUGUAUCACAAACGCAAGCCCGUCUACAUCCAAGCCACCUGCCUCGUUGUCUGGCUCUUCUGCCUCCUGCUGGCCACCGUGGACCUCAUCUUCCGUGACGUGUACCAGCCCAGCUAUUUGACCAUGAAAACCUGCACCUACUCCUUUGGGGUGGAGAGUGCAGAAGGCUGGAAGCUCGCUUUGAGCCUGGUACACCAGAGCCUGGGCUUCUUCCUGCCCAUCUCUGCCAUGCUGCACUGCUACUGCCUGAUCUUCAGGAGUCUGUGGAGGAGCAACAUCUUUGAGAAGCAGAAGACCCUGAAAGUGGUGGUGGCCCUGGUAGUGGUCUUCGUCAUCUGCUGGCUGCCCUACAACGUGGUCCUCUUUGUUGACACCCUCCAGUCACUGGGCGCCAUCCACGCCGACUGCGCCAGGCUAAAUGCCCUGGACAUCAGCCGCACGGUGACCCAGAGCCUGGGCCUGGUCCACUCCUGCCUGAACCCCCUGCUCUACGCCUUCAUAGGGGUCAAGUUCCGGGGGGAGAUGCUCCGGCUGUUGGCGCACACCGGCUCACGGAAACACUCUCACACGUUCAGCCGUCAGAGCAGCAGGGAGCCACGGAGCUCGUCCACGUUCUAA
Molecule: messenger RNA, 1035 nt
Organism: Stegostoma tigrinum
Lineage: Eukaryota; Metazoa; Chordata; Chondrichthyes; Orectolobiformes; Stegostomatidae
Product: C-X-C chemokine receptor type 3-2-like
Exons: 1
Coding region: 1-1035 (344 amino acids)
Biological process (GO): immune response; chemotaxis; G protein-coupled receptor signaling pathway
Cellular component (GO): membrane
Molecular function (GO): chemokine receptor activity
Source: RefSeq, a predicted model, not a curated record